UCUAAUCAACAUAAUUGCUAUCCUAUGCAGAAGGGACCCGGAAGUACAUAGUUAUUUCAAAGUUCUCCAUAUCAAAUCGGACAUUGCGUUGAUUGCAAAUGAACAGCCAUCUGACCGGUCUCAUCCUGAAUUGUUUAGACGUUCGUGGCAGAUGUGACGGAGGCUCGUUUGUCAGUACGUUAUCGAAGUUCAUUCUAUCCGGAUCAGGCCUAAGGUCCGUAAAUCUCGCGUGGUCGUCCCUGAACGUGUAACGUCCAGCUCGUAUGGAUCCCUACUACACGAUGCAAACCCGGCACUGGCGCCCUAGUCAUACCGAUCGUAUGGUGGGGGCAUAGUUACGUUUCACGUGACAUGCUGGCGCCUCGGUGGUAGGGAUCGAUCGGUGAUCACGUGACCGGUUGGCGCCUCGGUGGUAGGGACGCACCUACCACCCCUACGAGGAUAGAAGACCGAGCCACGGACAAGCAGGAGAACCGGCGGCAUUCUGACCUGGUAAGUCGCCAGCGUCUGGUCGUGAGAGAGUGAGCAAAGAGCUUAGGCUUGGUUGCCGCAUCGCUGGACAUUUAAAUCGACCCACGAGCGCAGACGUUGUUCGAUAAGGGCAACACAGUCUUUGCUACGCGUGUUCGUAUAUCUACUCGCGAACCGCCAGUGGUCCAGACUCGCUAAGUAACUCUGACUCAUGAAACAAGUCCGAGUUUACAUGUUUAUUUAUUAGAAUCCCACGUACCUUCGAUCAUCGCAUACGCAUACUAGUGUCGGUUUAAAGAUACACUCUCAGACGGACGGAAAGAAGAGUAGAAUCGAAAGGAAGAGUCACGAUUAUUUCUGGUGAUUGUCGGUCAGAGAACAGCCGAGAGACGAAACAGAAAGUGGUUUUUCAUCGGGGAAAAAACCUGCAACGUCGGCUUCUUUUUCUACGAGCGAGUCACCAGGAAUUCGUUGUUUCUUGCGUCGUACACGUACACUGUAUAUUAUUUUCGCGUAAACAGUCUCUAGGUGAGUGAUAUUUCGGAGUCAUCGCCCGAGACCAAGGUUCCCGAUACGUGUACAUACGUACAAUACACACGGCGUACAUACGUAGAUACGCAGCGCGUUCGUCCUCUGUCCAUCGAUGUACGCAUGUUGUAUUUUUUGUGAAGUGCUGAGUGUCCCGACGAGCGUCUUCCCGUGCUGCGAAUUCGUGUGAACUUCUAUCCGUAUCUUUACGAUCGAUUCGUGCAUGCUCCGUCUGGUCGCGCCGGCGAAAAACGGUUUGGCAACGUGGCACGUGAAUAAAGUGACACCGCGACGUCGAGGACGACGACGGCGACGGUGACGACGGUGAAGAAAAGGGACGGAGAACGAAAACCGAUCCGAGACGAACGUCCGGCGGACACUUUGUUUCGCGAGCCGAUCGACUCUCGCUCGUUGAAGAGGAGUUAACUCGAGGGCAAUACCUGCCGUCACGUUCCCUGGAUCGUGCGUGUUCGAGAGAGGUUAGGGAAAAGCAUUGCGAGAACCAUGGAUCUCCUUUGCUGCGAGUCCACCGAGACCGAGUGCAGGGCGUACGACGAUCCGGCUCUGCUCGAGGACGACCGUGUGUUGCAGAAUUUGUUGAAAACCGAGGAGAGAUACGCACCCAGCAGUUCCUACUUCGAGUGCGUGCAGAGGGACAUCUCGCCGGCCAUGCGCAAGAUCGUCGCAGAGUGGAUGUUGGAGGUAUGCGAGGAGCAAAAGUGCCAGGACGAGGUCUUUCCCCUGUCGAUGAACUACGUCGACAGGUUCCUGUCGAUCUGCCCGAUCAGGAAGUCGCAGCUGCAGCUGCUUGGAACCACCUGCCUGCUUCUCGCCUCGAAAAUGCGCGAACCGUCGCCGCUCACGGCUGACGUGCUCGUUUCGUAUACAGACAACUCCAUCACCCUGGAAGACUUAUGGAGGUGGGAACAGCUGGUCGUCUCGAAGCUCAAAUGGGAAUUGUCCGCCGUGACACCGGGCGACUUCCUGAUGCACAUCCUUCACAGACUGCCAGUGCCGCGUACUUGGGACCCGGUGAUGGUCAGGAGGCACGCGCAGACAUUCAUCGCCCUCAGCGCCAGAGAGUACAAAUUCGCGAUGUACACGCCUAGCAUGAUCGCGGCGGCGAGUGUUGCAGCCGCUCUCCACGGUCUCGACUGGACUGGCAAAAGCGGCUUCGGACUUGCAAAACUCCUCGCCGAAUUAACACGUAUCACAGCCAUCGAACAGGACUAUCUGCAGGGCUGCCUGGUCCAAAUCGAGGAGAUGGUCUCCCAGGCGGUGGGUGGUACGUCGUCGGCUGUGGAAGCUCCUAGUAAAGAACCAGAAGUGGUAGUGGAGCAGGAGGAGAGCAGUAGUAGUACUUCGGUGACGACGAGCGCGCCGCAGAGGCCACUGGGGGACGAGAGCACCAGCCAGGACAAGGUCCUGGAACACGAGAAGAAGGCGGGCACGCCGACCGAUGUGAGGAACAUCCAUUUUUGAGAGACGCCGCUGAGGGAAACUCUGGCCAGGGUGACUCUCUGCUGAGCCUGAAGGCCAAGAAACGCUCGUUAUCCAGCAGCGAUCAAGAAGAAGACGAUGUUCAGGGACCCUCGACCAGCAAAAAAUUCAAGACCAGCGAAGAAGAAAAUAAGCCUGAGGAAGAAGACAAAGAAGAAGAUUCUUGAAUGGUGGGAUCUACCUAUGUAAACGUAGCUGUGCUUAUUGUCCGUUGAUUCAAUCGUCGUUCGGUCACCGGUUUCCCUUGGCCACCGUCGUGAGACGGAAGAGACAAGUCGAUACAAGUUAAUAUAAUGUGUUCUGUACGCUGUUGUGUACGCGUUCUGUACAUUGAAAAAUAUUCGAGAACUGGGAGACAGUCAAUGACGAGGCUAGAGACAUUUUUUUCUUAAACCAUAUGGCCUCUUCGCAGAACUUUAGUAAGGGUGGAAAGUAUCGUCGUUCACCGAACAACCUCCGAGCGAAGGUAAAUUAUUUUGCAUACGUUCGACUCGCAACGUUUACGAGAUAUUUUAAUAGAGUCGAUGGUGAUUGACUGAAAACAAUUGUGCAUCGGUCAAUGGAGCUGUCCGUUUGCCCGUUGAAGUUUUUACUCUCGAAUCGAGCUAUGCCGGAGCGACGAACACGUGUUGUGCCGGAUGGAAUCGUGAUUCCGCGUGCAGAAUCAUUUUUUAUACAUAGCUGUACGUAUAAAACGCGAAUGCGUCGGACGGCGUGAAACGAGGACCUAAAGUUUCGUUCGGGUCCGCUUUGUUAUUUAGUUGUAUCUACGCGAUGUUUUUUAAUUUGCGAGGAUCGUACGAAGUUAUCGGGAAUCGGUUUCCGUUUUUUUUUAAGCACGCUACUAGAGACCGUACGUCCGUCUCGAAUCAUGAUCUCUAGUGGAUACCUAGAGUUCUCUUUUCCUUCGAUUGUUUUUUCUAUUAUAUAUUUUCGUUUUCGUAAAGCAAUUUAAGUUUUCUGUAGAUUUGUCGGCCGAAGAUGUCGAGCUUCAAAAAAAUGCAGAUUUCCUUUGUUGCCACGUUCGAUUUUCAAUCCUCUGCAAAUUCAAUUUUAUCCUGAUUUCACGAGGAAAAUUCUUGACAGUCAAAGUAAACGUUUUUUAAAUGAUGAGGCAAGAAUAUAAACUAAUAAGCAGGGGAUUGAACGAAUUAGUCAGCGAUAAAAAUAAGUCGUAAAUAAUUUAAGCUUGUCAGCCUGAUUAAAAAAAAAUGAUGGGCAAAAGACACUGGAAUCGUAAGAAAACAGAAAAAAGGGUAUAGUAAAUCUUUCAAAACCGGAAUAUCGUGAAUGGCGAUAAAAGAGAGGACAGCUAAAACUUAUUUCGAGUUGUACUGAAGGAUAGCAGAGACGGAAAGGCGUGCCGUUUGAGGGAAGGCAAUGCAAUACGCUUUACGCAUCUAUUUCGUAAUAGGAUACACUUAAUAUUUUUUUUAGUAGCCGGACGACGAAACGACCACUACACGUAAUUUCUGUAUCAUUUACUCGUAAGUUAAAAAAAAAGUAAUAUACGCGAAUCGAAUUCUCCUUCGCAGAACUAAAACAAAGGAGCGAUAGGAAAAGCAGAAAACAAGAGAAAAAAUGCACAUAGUCAUGUUGGAGUCACCUAGCGUUUUGUACAUAGCUAUACAUACGAGGAAAAUGAAUAUAUAUAUACAUAUAUAAAUAUAUAUACGCAUAUGUACACAUUAUAUAUUAUACACGAGGUGUGCGUGUACAAGGAAGAGAGAUAUCACGAUAUACGUAGCAUGCGUAAGGAACAAGAAGAUACAAAGUGUAAAUGUGUUCGAAUUAUUUCAAGCUAGAUAAUAAGUAGAAUAUUCUCAAGUGAAAGUCGAAUAACUUUUUUUUAUAUUUUAAAAACCAAUUUCUGGUUACUUUUAAUUAAAGUCUCGCGAGAGUUUCUGUAAAGAGUCGUGGACCAGAUUUGAAACGGAGUGGAUACUCUCAAGAAAUUUGGAACGUGGAAAGAAAGUUAUUUUAUUUUUAAACGGGAGGUCGAUUUUUGAGUGAGCAAGCGUUACGGCAAGGUCGAAUGAAACAGGGAAGCGUUUUAGGCGACAGAAAGUGCAUAAAUCCUUUCAUUUCAUUCGUAUUUACGCUAAUCAUUUAUCCAAAUGAAUUUUUUUUUUCGUUUCAACCCCCUGAUGGGGGCUGUGGCGCGACCCGUCGUUAUUCCAGUUCGGUUCCUAAGAUCGGUUGUGUCGGCCCGCGAGUGUGUCUGCGAAAUCCCCUUUAUAUAUAAACGCGGUGGAUGUGUUAUGAACUGCACGUGUGUGUCUGCGUCGAAUUUUCCACGAGGAAUGGGAAGCGAAUGAAACAGGGCGAAGGAAGGGUUCACGAAGAUCUAGAAGAAUGGUUUCGGACUUUUCGAGUGAGUUCUAAGCGUUUGGUUAAUAUUUCCUAAUUUCUAAAUCGUUUUGUGUACUAAAAAAUGAUAUUGGUAAUUCAAACAAUUACUGGUUCCAUUGAGAUGCGAAAAAUAUUAAUGUUAUAAUUAAACUGCGACUAUCAAAUUUAAUUCGCAGUAAACAUCUCUUAAUGAUGUAUUUGAUUUUCGAGUUAUUCAUAUCGCACUGAAUUUGAUAAUUGAAACCAACUGUCUGGCUGACUGUUCUUUCCCUCGAACCGCGGCUGUACAUAUGUAGGUAAGCUAUACGAGGCGUACGAUUAAGAUUUAACAUUUAGUCCGUGUAAGAUAUAACGACAAGUAAUGUGGCAGAGUGAGCAGACUUGAAAAGUAAAAGAAAGAAGUCGGAUACAAUCUCAAACAUAUAAUAAUUGGACCGUUCUGGUGCUGUGUGUGGUUUUAGAACGAACACUAUAGAAUUUCCGUUUAAUGUUUGGAAGAGAUCGAUUAUCUGAAGUUCCAAAUCAAAAUUGAUAUAGAUAAUUCCAAUUAAUUAACAUUUGACGUUUAAUUUCAUUUAUAACACAAACGAUCAUCAGAUUCUUCAAACUCCAAAUUUGGAAGCGCAUCUGUUCAUAUGUGGACAAGAUAAAAAGCCUAAACGCUCUAAUUAGAUCCACAGCGCCAGCAGAAUCGAGCCUCAGCUACUAUCGUCCGUCGCUAAAAAAGAAAAUAUUUAUCGCUACUCAGAAACAGGAUGUAAACGUUUCAAGUACCCCAUUAAUCUAUAAACCGCUGUGUAUGUACGUAUAAUUAAUUAGAUCGCCAGUAGUAAUUAAGCUCCCGAAAUGCAACCAUUCCAAAAAAUAAAUAAAUAAAUAAACAAGUAGUGGAAGAAUAUACAAAUUCCAAUAUCGUAAAAUGAAGAAAAUUGGAACGAUAGUGGUUGAGGUCAGCGGCCAACGUUCAUAUAAAUCAUAUACCUAGAAGAAAACUAUGUUAGUACUUAAAAUGCGUGGAAUGGAGCUGAACUAAAAGUUGUCUCACAGAACUUAUGCAAAUGUAAACGGUCUGCUGAAGACGCGAGAGGAAGGAUCGAAAAGCGGACCAUUCCAGUGGUCCGUGCUCAAGAGAAGGAAUCCGCGCAUUCCGAACUAUUAGAGGCAGGAAAUAAAAAACCGGAAAGGGAUAGUCUAGUGCCACAAUGCGGAAAUCUUAGUUAGUAUCAUACAUUUCAAGUAACCAAAUCUUAGUAUAAUGUAGAACGCGAGAGGAUGAGAGUGAGAUAUAGAUUAAGGUAGGGACAACAUAUCCCAGACUGGUGUAAGCAUGGCUGACCUUUUUCAUACUUGUACUACUAGCGUAUGAUAAUGCGUUCGUUUGUGCACGCACUUAUGUAUAUGUAUAUAUACGCUUAUACGAGUGUUUCAGUAGGAUGUUUUACCUUUUCAGAAACACAAACAAUUCAUUAUAAAAUUAUGUGUCUGUAAAUGAUUAAUAAUUUAACGAUUUACAUCAAGUGAUAAAGACAUAUUCUUUGAUAGUUAUUGUAUGAAGAGAACUCUGAAUUAUUCAGUGGUUUGCAGAUUUUUUUUAUAACUGCAUGUUUAAUUAAAAGUAUUGUGUUCAAUUAAGAAGUCCGUUCUGUUGAAAUACUUCGUAUAUUAUGUAUAUACAUAUUAUAUUUGUAUAUUUCUAAAACACGUAUCAUUAUGUACCUUGGAAGAAUGGGAACAUUGUCGAGAGACAGCGGAAGGGACGCAUCAGAAUUAAUUUUAACUUCGAGCAAAUUAAUUAUAAACCGGAAGCGACAGGUCUUUGAUGCAGGGUCUCCGGUUCUCACGCGAGUUCUAUCCGUGAGUCCGAUGAAAUUUUUUAAUCAAAACUUCUAUAUCGUCCAUCGAGGAUUAUUAAAAGCUGGUAAUUUAAUUUGGUAUUAAACUUCGAGUAUAGAGCAAGAUUCUGCUUUUGAUUUUUUUUUAAGAUUUUAUAUGAGCAUUUUGUUGAACAUACAGAUUUUAGAGCAAUUUGAAAUUAUACAAAUGGACAAUUUGUGUUAAUACGAUUUCUAAAAUUAGAUCAUGUUACUAAUUUUCGUUUUGUUACAUCAUUUCAUUCAAUCAUUGUGCAUUAAAUACUUUCUGUUCCGUUGUAUAGUCUUUGAAUCUGCUCAGUUAUUGAAUAUUCAUCAUCAUAAUACGAAGACAGAAAUGGACGAUGAGAAAUAUUUCUGUAAUGUUUAAUUGUUUAAAAAAAAAUCAUCGCUCGCCAGGGCAAAAUCGUUUCGAGAACCGCGACUCUGUGAACCUGUUUUGCAUGGAUAGUGUCUCGUCCCAAUCGAACAACCCCGUUAUUCCGCCCCGUUUUUAGCUUUGUAAGAACACAGCGAGCUUGUGACAUCCAUUUCCUUCUUUUGAAACCGAGCAAAAGAAAGAAAUAUAAACAUUGUAACUAUUUGCAUAUCCAUAUCACGUCACAAUUCCUUUCCUUUAUUUUUAUUGUAAUUAAUCAGCGAUUUCUCAUUUUCGUUAUUCCCUACUUCGAUGCGAGCACAGAACCCACUUGAACAAUUGUAAUCGCGAACUGCGAAUCGUUUAAGCUAAUCCUGGAUAAAUCUCUUUCUAUAGUGCAGAUUUGAUUUAUAUAAAUUCAAAAAAUGCUGUACUUCGAUUACUCGCAUCGAUGGACUGUACUCUGUACGUUUGUUCGUCAUUCCAUGUCUAUCGUUUGUCAACUUGUUCUCAUUUUCUUUUCUUUAAACAUCCUUACUCAAGGCAAAGCAACACGCAAAAUAGACGUAUGUAUAUACCACUGAUAUACCUCAAGCACCUGCAUUUACCGCUCGAAGCAGCAUGUGUAGCUCCUUGUUUGUCUAUUUGUUUUUUUUAAAUUCACUGGCGGCGAAGAAGUGUGCAGCGUGAAUGAAAAAGAAAAGCGAAAGGAUGAAAAAAAAACAUGAUUACGAAUGUAACCAACAGUUAUGCGUUACUUUUUAAAUCUAGCAAGUAAAAGGAAAAAAAAAGAUUUUUAAUCGGUAGGUGCGCGAUCGGCUUUUUGUACCAGGCGACAGAGAUAAACGAAUGCCAGGUACAAAUUGACUUUGUACAUACAUAUCCCACUUUUUGUGCGUGCUGUGUCGCACGGUCGAUUGAGAAAUAAAGUAUUGGUAUUUUAUACAGUCGUAAAA
Molecule: messenger RNA, 8036 nt
Organism: Ceratina calcarata
Lineage: Eukaryota; Metazoa; Arthropoda; Insecta; Hymenoptera; Apidae
Gene: CycD
Product: cyclin D
Exons: 5
Coding region: 1504-2481 (325 amino acids)
Source: RefSeq, a predicted model, not a curated record